GAUUUUCUUGUGCUAAUAUAGCUAGCGAGGCCUCACUAUGUCAUCUCAAAGGGUGCAAUUGGAUAUUCAGGACCAUCAUGUAGUUAUGGAUAAUGGCAUACUCCAAGUUACAUUGUCAAAACCAGAUGGAAUUGUUACCAGAAUACAAUAUAAUAGCAUCGACAAUUUGCUUGAAGUUCUUAAUGAAGAAGUUGAAAGAGGGUAUUGGGACCUUGUAUGGAGUGAAGCUGGAAGUGUGGGCACAACAGGAACAUUUGAUGUGAUUAAAGGUACAAAAUUCAAGGUUAUAGUGGAAAGCGAUGAACAAGUAGAGGUCUCGUUCACAAGAAAGUGGAAUCCCUCUCAAAAGGGCAAGCUUGUCCCUCUAAACAUAGACAAAAGGUUUAUUACGCUUCGUAAUUCUUCAGGAUUCUACUCCUACGCCAUCUAUGAUCACUUAAAAGAAUGGCCUCCUUUCAACCUUCCCCAGACCAGAAUUGUGUUCAAGCUCAGAAAAGAAAAGUUUCAAUACAUGGCCAUAGCAGAUAACAGGCAAAGAUACAUGCCCCUUCCUGAUGACCGAUUGCAGGACAGAAGUAAAGUCUUAGACGUACCUGAGGCAGUCCUUCUUGUCAAUCCGAUAGAGCCAGAAUUCAAGGGAGAGGUAGUCAUGGAUAAUGGCAUACUCCAAGUUACCUUGUCAAAACCAGAUGGAAUUGUUACCAGAAUACAAUAUAAUGGCAUCGACAAUUUGCUAGAAGUUCUUAAUGAAGAAGUUAACAGAGGGUAUUGGGACCUUGUAUGGAGUGAAGCUGGAAGUGUGGGCACAACAGGAACAUUUUAUGUGAUUAAAGGUACAAAAUUCGAGGUUAUAUUGGAAAGCGAUGAACAAGUAGAGGUCUCGUUCACAAGAAAGUGGAAUCCCUCUCAAAAGGGCAAGCUUGUCCCUCUAAACAUAGACAAAAGGUUUAUUAUGCUUCGUAAUUCUUCAGGAUUCUACUCCUACGCCAUCUAUGAUCACUUAAAAGAAUGGCCUCCUUUCAACCUUCCCCAGACCAGAAUUGUGUUCAAGCUCAGAAAAGAAAAGUUUCAAUACAUGGCCAUAGCAGAUAACAGGCAAAGACACAUGCCCCUUCCUGAUGACCGAUUGCAGGAGAGAAGUAAAGUCUUAGACGUACCUGAGGCAGUCCUUCUUGUCAAUCCGAUAGAGCCAGAAUUCAAGGGAGAGGUGGAUGACAAAUACGAAUACUCAAGCGAGAACCAAAACCUGCGGGUCCACGGUUGGAUUUGUAUGGACCCGCCUGUGGGGUUCUGGCAAAUAACUCCUAGUGAUGAGUUCCGAUCUGGUGGACCCCUCAAACAGAAUCUCACCUCCCAUGUUGGCCCCACAUGUCUUGCUAUGUUUCUUAGUGCUCAUUAUUCUGGAGAGGACCUGGUGCUGAAGCUGAAACCAGAUGAGCCAUGGAAGAAAGUCUUUGGCCCUGUUUUUAUCUAUCUUAAUUCUGUUACGUCCAAUGCAAAUGAUGAUCCAUCACCACUCUGGGAGGAUGCAAAAAGCCAGAUGAUGACAGAAGUGCAAAAAUGGCCUUACGAUUUCCCUGCUUCCAGUGAGUUUCCACCGUCGGAUCAACGGGGUAAUGUUAGUGGUAGAAUACAGGUUCGAGAUAGGUACGUUAGUGAAGAUUGCAUUCCGGGAAAGGGUGCUUAUGUAGGCUUGGCACCACCAGGAGAUGCUGGAUCCUUUCAAAGAGAUUGCAAGGGCUACCAGUUCUGGACUAGGGCAGAUGAGUAUGGCUAUUACUCUAUAAAGAAUAUACGUGAGGGCCAAUAUAAUCUUUAUGCAUGGGUUCCUGGUUUCAUUGGAGAUUAUCGAUAUGAUGCAGCCAUUAACAUAACCGCAGGUUGUGUUAUUGACGUGGGUGAGCUUGUAUAUGAGCCUCCAAGAGAUGGACCAACAUUGUGGGAAAUUGGCAUCCCUGAUCGUUCUGCAGCUGAAUUCUAUGUUCCUGAUCCUAAUCCAAACUAUAUCAAUAAACUUUAUGUCAACCAUCCUGACAGGUUUAGGCAGUAUGGGUUAUGGGAAAGAUAUGCAGAUUUAUAUCCUGAUCAAGACUUAAUUUACACUAUUGGCACCAGCGACUAUGCUAAAGAUUGGUUCUUCGCUCAGGUUACCAGGAAGAAAGAUGAUGACACAUAUGAAGGCACUACAUGGCAGAUCAAGUUUCAACUAGACAAUGUCAAUCAGAGUGGAACCUUCAAACUUCAAAUCUCCCUCGCUACAGCGAAUAUCGCAGAAUUACAGAUUCGGAUAAAUGACCCGAAAGCAGACCCUCCUCUGUUUACAACUGGAGUGAUUGGAAAGGACAACACAAUUCUAAGGCAUGGAAUUCAUGGCCUCUACUGGCUGUAUAGCAUAGGCAUACCAGCCACAUUGCUUGUGGAAGGAAACAAUACACUGUUUCUAACACAACCAAUUAGCAACAGCCCUUUGGCCGCUUUCCAUGGACUCAUGUAUGACUAUAUUCGUUUAGAAGGUCCACCAUCUUCUACUUCCACUAGAGGUGUCAAACCAGCCAAUUAAUAUGGCACCAAACACACCAUUGGAUUAGUGUUAUUCUCCCUGAUUUCUUGUAAUCCAAUACGAUCCAAUUCUAUCACGUAAUCCAAUCCAAUCCCAACCGCCAAAAAUUUAUUGAAUCAAAUAUGUGAAUGUUAUGAGUUUAAU
Prunus dulcis (almond) is the source of this 2704-nucleotide messenger RNA. Its product is annotated as probable rhamnogalacturonate lyase B. The record is from RefSeq and is a predicted model, not a curated record. Bases 38 to 2560 code for a protein of 840 amino acids. NCBI's taxonomy places the organism in Eukaryota, Viridiplantae, Streptophyta, Magnoliopsida, Rosales, Rosaceae. The transcript is spliced from 20 exons. Gene Ontology annotation, molecular function: catalytic activity; carbohydrate binding. Gene Ontology annotation, biological process: carbohydrate metabolic process.